AUGAUAGAGCAGAGAUUUUUCGGGACUAAAAACAACCAAAUUCGGUCGGGAACCGGGAAUUAUUAUAAGGAAUUGACGUCGGAAUUGGGUUUAAUUUUUGCCCAACCCCGGCCGUCACCUAACAGCCUAUCACGUGACAGCACUCGAUCCCAGCGAAUAAUGUUAACCAUCAUACUAUGUGACUGUUUGAUGGCCAUCGAGGUUAUCACUCGCCAAUCCGUUAUAAUGCCAGUGAUUGACCACGUGGUGAUUGAUUCUACCUUAACCCUAUCUAUUGUCCAGUCUGUCGACAACUAUUUUGACUCUACCCUACUAUACGUCCAGUCAUUUGCAUUUGUGGCCCUUUCGUGGGACCGAUACUACGGCAUAUGUCGACCGCUCGACAACCCCUUUGACCGCAUGUCAAACACACGGAUACACCUGUGGAUAGCGAUUCCCAGCGCUGUCCUAUCCGUGCCAUUUGUGAUCACAUCAUAUGUGUAUUACUUUGAUUACGGUCGCAAUGCGUUAGUCUGCGCCAAUACCGAGUCUUAUUAUAUGUCAACACUUAACAAAAACAAUACGCUUAAACUGGUGGCCAAAUACUUCCGCACGUUUACCCAGUUUAUUAUACCCUUACUGAUGAUUGGCUACUGUACAACCCGCAUAAUCACACACCUGUACUCUAUGGGGGCCCACUCGCGGCACGCGGUGGCCAAACGAUUGGUGGCCAUACUUAUCGUGUUUAUCAUUAAAAACAUUGCCUUUCACUCGGCCACCAACUACUCCAUAUUCACCUCGCCCGAAACGUGCCAACUGUCUACUCGUAACUACGUGUGCACUGUAAUAGUGAGGGCGACGGGCUUUUUGGACUCGUUGAUUUUUUUCUGGGUGGCCACCCGUUUCCGGCGCCAGUGCUUAGACUUGGCGACCAGUUGUGUCCGCGAGUUUGCUCGAACCAGGCAAAUGACCGUGGUGGUUAAGUUUUGCAGCGGUGGGGCUAAUAUUGCUGCUACUGGUGGUGAUGGGGGUGGGGGUGAGUGUAAGACUGCCAAAGUUGAGGCGGGUGUCAAGGAUAGUGUGACCACUUUUAGUACCCGUUUGCACCGUCGGGUAGAUCUUCGUCAGGAGGUUAUAUUAUUACAAUGCGUGGUAAUACCAAUCAUUGGCCACAUCACUGUCUACACUGGUCUCUCCCCAUCCAUUGUCGGCUCUAUUGAUAAUUAUAUAAUUACAAUCUUAUUGUACAUCCAAUCGCUCGCAUUUGUGGCCCUUUCGUGGGACCAAUAUUACGGCAUUUGUCGGCCACUCGACAACCCCUUUGACCGCAUGUCAAACACACAAAUACACCUGUGGAUAGUGGUUCCCAGCGCUGUCCUAUCCCUACCAUCUGUAGUCUCAAAGUAUUUGUAUUACUUUGACUACUGGAAUAAUUUAUUGAUUUGCAUAGACAACCAUGCUUAUUAUAUGCCGGCCCUCAACGGUAGCUAUGUAUUUAACAUGAUAGCUCAAGUUACCACGCUAAUAAUUGAGUUUAUCGUACCGGCUCUGUUGAUUGGCUACUGUACGGCCCGCAUAAUUGCCAACCUGUACACUAUCGGCGACCACUCGCGGCAGGCGGUGGCCAAGCGAUUAGUGGCCAUACUUGUAGUGUUUAUUAUAAAAUACGUGGCCCUUCAAACGGUGACCAACCCGUCAAUAUUCACCUCACCCGACACGUGCCAACUGUCCACUCGUAACUUUGUGUGCGGAAUGGUGGUCAGGUUGACCGGCUUUUUGGACUCGAUGAUUUUUUUCUGGGUGGCCACCUCUUUCAGGCGCAAGUGCCUUGACAUGUUGGUCAAGUGUGUCCGCUGGCUGUGCCGUACAAUGUUAGUUAUCAUAACGCUUUGUGGGUUUAGGGUUUUGGUUAAAUACAGUGUGGCCAGUGUUAAGGCCCGUAUGGAUCGCCGUCGUACAUUUCCCAAAGUGGCAUUUUACGCGCAAACACUGGGCACCGGGCAGUUAUCGUUGUUUAAUCUACUCAAAGCCUAUUCACUAUACGAUACGGAAGUUGAAUAUUGUCAGGGAUUAAGUUUUGUGGCUGGAAUACUAUUGCUUCACGCAGGGCUGACCCGGGCAUAUACCCCGGUGCUCACCAAGGCGAUGAGUGAAGACGACUCGUACGAAAUGAUGAAAUACAUACUGUUUGAUAGAGGGCUUAGGAAACAGUACAAACCGGAUAUGGAUGCUCUACAGUUAAGGAUGCAAUUCUAUCAAUUGACUCGUUUACUAUACGACUACAAUCGGCCCCUCUAUCAGCACUUUGAGGCGCACGACAUAUCGCCCACCCUAUACGCCGCGCCCUGGUUUCUAACCCUAUUUGCCUCCCAGUUCUCCAUAUCAUUUGUCACGCGGCUAUUCGACAUACUAUUCCUGAUGGGCAUUGAGGCCAUAUUCCGUGUAUCGCUGGUCAUACUGGACAACCACACGGCCAGUAUAUUGCAGUGCGACUGCUUUGAGACCAUAAUGGAGUACUUGAAAGAGUCGGUGCCGGCGAUGGACACGGCUGCCAUUGAGGCCAUAUAUGACCGGGUGUUUGCGUUGUACGACAUCAGCGCACAGCUCCGGGUAUACGAAGUGGAGUACCGGGUGUUUCAGGAGGAGCUGUCCAUUAUAUCAGCGGCCAAUAGCCGGCCAGCGGUUACAGACAGCCCGAGUCGGACCGGCAAUACCAGUGGUGGACAUAGGGUUAAACACAGCCAACAACAACAGCACACGGAGACGACGGACAGGGAGGCUGUCGAAGAGCUAACGGCUCGGUGCCAGGAAUGGCAGUCGAAGUGCGCUCAGGCGACGGCCCAAUGCGACGGCUAUCAGAGCACAAUCCGACGGCUGGAGCAGCGGCUCAGGGCCUGCGAGGACGAGAAGGACGCACUCGUACACAGUGUUAACGUAUUGCAAAAGCGCAAUGAAAAGCUCGAGCGGCUCCACAAUGAGCGCCAGGAGCCCAAUGAUGACGGUAUUAAAAACAAGUCGAGAUCGGACCGGUUUAGCCUGAGUUCGGCGCCGGUAUUCAGCAUCAGCCGGGCGUCAGAGAGCCAGUCGGUCGAUGGCCAGUCGUCGGCGGCUGAGGCCAACGGGUCGUCGGACGGACACGACUACGACGGCGACGAUCUGGCCGUAGACGAGGACGACAUCGAUAUUAACGAAUCGGACAGCGAUUGCGGCGCCGAUAAGGACUCGGAUGACAGGCACGCCGUGCCCUUUGACCGCACGCAAAGCGAUACAAGCAAUUUGAUGGUGGAUAUGUUUGAGGUGAAGGGUUUUCAUUGA
Medioppia subpectinata is the source of this 3294-nucleotide messenger RNA. The record is from the annotation of a GenBank genome assembly. NCBI's taxonomy places the organism in Eukaryota, Metazoa, Arthropoda, Arachnida, Sarcoptiformes, Oppiidae.